AUGCCACGAUCGUGGCGGAGAUUUGGAAGGCUUCGAAGCCAAGUCGAGAAAAGUCAUGCCACGAUCGUGGCGGAGAUUUGGGAAGGCCUCGAAAGCCAAGUCGAAAAUUCAUGCCACGAUCGUGGCGGAGAUUUGGAAGGCUUCGGAAGCCAAGUCGAAAUUCAUGCCACGAUCGUGGCGGAGAUUUGGAAGGCUUGGAAGGCCAAGUCGAAAAUUCAUGCCACGAUCGUGGCGGGAGAUUUGGAAGGCUUGGAAAGCCAAGUCGAAAAUUCAUGCCACGAUCGUGGCGGAGAUUUGGAAGGCUUCGAAAGCCAAGUCGAAAAUUCAUGCCACGAUCGUGGCGGAGAUUUGGAAGGCUUCGGAAGCCAAGUCGAAAAUUCAUGCCACGAUCGUGGCGGAGAUUUGGAAGGCUUCGAAAGCCAAGUCGAAAAUUCAUGCCACGAUCGUGGCGGAGGAAGGCUUCGGAAGCCAAGUCGAAAAUUCAUGCCACGAUCGUGGCGGAGAUUUGGAAGGCUUCGGAAAGCCAAGUCGAAAAUUCAUGCCACGAUCGUGGCGGAGAUUUGGAAGGCUUCGAAAGCCAAGUCGAAAAUUCAUGCCACGAUCGUGGCGGAGAUUUGGAAGGCUUGGAAAGCCAAGUCGAAAAUUCAUGCCACGAUCGUGGCGGAGAUUUGGAAGGCUUCGAAAGCCAAGUCGAAAAUUCAUGCCACGAUCGUGGCGGAGAUUUGGAAGGCUUCGAAAGCCAAGUCGAAAAUUCAUGCCACGAUCGUGGCGGAGAUUUGGAAGGCUUCGAAGCCAAGUCGAAAAUUCAUGCCACGAUCGUGGCGGAGAUUUGGAAGGCUUCGGAAAGCCAAGUCGAAAAUUCAUGCCACGAUCGUGGCGGAGAUUUGGAAGGCUUGGAAAGCCAAGUCGAAAAUUCAUGCCACGAUCGUGGCGGAGAUUUGGAAGGCUUCAGCCAAGUCUAUAAGCCAAGUCGAAAAUUCAUGCCACGAUCGUGGCGGAGAUUUGGAAGGCUUCGAAAGCCAAGUCGAAAAUUCAUGCCACGAUCGUGGCGGGGAUUUGGAAGGCUUCGAAAGCCAAGUCGAAAAUUCAUGCCACGAUCGUGGCGGAGAUUUGGAAGGCUUCGGAAAGCCAAGUCGAAAAUUCAUGCCACGAUCGUGGCGGAGAUUUGGAAGGCUUCGGAAAGCCAAGUCGAAAAUUCAUUGCCACGAUCGUGGCGGAGAUUUGGAAGGCUUCGAAAGCCAAGUCGAAAUUCAUGCCACGAUCGUGGCGGAGAUU
This is a messenger RNA of Mesorhabditis spiculigera, 1275 nucleotides long. Lineage: Eukaryota; Metazoa; Nematoda; Chromadorea; Rhabditida; Rhabditidae. The record is from the annotation of a GenBank genome assembly.